This is a messenger RNA of Temnothorax curvispinosus, 1056 nucleotides long. Its product is annotated as tubulin gamma-2 chain. The transcript has 5 exons. Gene Ontology annotation, molecular function: structural constituent of cytoskeleton; GTP binding. Gene Ontology annotation, biological process: mitotic spindle organization; microtubule nucleation; mitotic cell cycle. Bases 176 to 1045 code for a protein of 289 amino acids. The record is from RefSeq and is a predicted model, not a curated record. NCBI's taxonomy places the organism in Eukaryota, Metazoa, Arthropoda, Insecta, Hymenoptera, Formicidae. Gene Ontology annotation, cellular component: spindle; nucleus; gamma-tubulin complex.
UCAUAGAGUGGUUCGUGACCGACUCAUCUCAUCCGAUAUAAAUCCGAAAUUCGAUAUAUAACCUAUAACCUAUUAUCAAGAUUUAUAUCUUGACAAUCGCGACUUUUGAAUUUUCUUUCUUCCGCCUUCUUCUUAGCAAUUUAGAUUCUCGACGAAAAGCUGUUUAAACGUUAAAAUGCCGUGCGAGAUGAUAACUUUGCAGCUCGGUCAAUGCGGCAAUCAAAUCGGAUUUGAAUUUUGGAAGAGGCUAUGCGCAGAGCAUGGUAUUAGCCCGGAAGGAAUUUUAGAAGACUAUGCGACAGAGGGAAUGGAUAGAAAGGAUGUUUUUUUUUAUCAGUCAGAUGACGAACAUUAUAUACCACGAGCUGUAUUGUUAGAUCUGGAACCGAGGGUAAUUCACACUAUCAUGAAUUCUCCAUACUCAAAGCUGUAUAACCCUGAAAAUAUCUAUUUAUCGAAACAUGGCGGCGGUGCUGGAAAUAACUGGGCGUCUGGAUAUCAUCAGGGUGAAAAAUUGCAGGAAGAAAUCUUUGAUAUUUUGGACAGAGAAGCCGAUGGUAGUGACAGCUUAGAAGGUUUUGUUUUAUGUCAUUCUAUAGCGGGAGGUACAGGUUCUGGCAUGGGAUCUUUCAUGUUGGAAUCCCUCGCCGAUAGAUUUCCCAAAAAACUGAUUGAGACGUACAGCGUUUUUCCAAAUCAAGAUGAAAUAAGCGAUGUCGUAGUACAGCCAUAUAAUUCAUUGUUAACUUUGAAAAGGCUGACUCAAUGUGCAGAUUGCGUGGUGGUCUUGGAUAAUACUGCUCUCAACAGAAUCGCUUCGGAUAGAUUGCAUAUCCAGAAUCCUAGCUUUACGCAAAUUAAUAAGCUUGUUUCAACAAUAAUGUCUGUCAGUACAACCACUUUGAGAUAUCCUUCGUACAUGAACAAUGAUUUAGUUGGUUUGAUUGCACCACUCAUACCGACUCCUCGCUUACAUUUCUUAAUGACUGGGUACACUCCACUUACAACGGAUCAAGAGGUAUCUAUUGAGUUAGUAGAAAUCUAAUACGUUCAUAC